Erigeron canadensis is the source of this 3027-nucleotide messenger RNA. RefSeq names its product disease resistance protein RPV1-like. Lineage: Eukaryota; Viridiplantae; Streptophyta; Magnoliopsida; Asterales; Asteraceae. Gene Ontology annotation, biological process: signal transduction; defense response. The coding region runs from base 1 to 3027 and encodes 1008 amino acids. The transcript is spliced from 5 exons. The record is from RefSeq and is a predicted model, not a curated record. Gene Ontology annotation, molecular function: ADP binding.
AUGGCAUCGCCUUCAACUUCAUCGGUUGAAAAGCGUUACACAUAUGACGUUUUUAUAAGUUUCAGGGGUAAAGACUUACGUACAGGUUUUGUUGAUCACCUUUUCGAAGCUUUUCGGAAAAAAGGCAUUAUUGUGUUCAAAGAUGAUAAAGACAUCGAGGUCGGAGAAAAGAUCAGUGACGAGCUCCCCAAAGCCAUCAAAGAGUCCAAGUUUUACAUGGUUAUUUUCUCCAAGAAAUUUGCAGAUUCUUAUUGGUGCUUAAACGAGCUUGUGGAGAUCCUAAAAAUAUGCCAGAACCCGGAGGAGGAGGAAAAACGAGCUUUUUACCCAGUCUUCUAUGAUGUGAAACCUAGCGAAGUCCGUGAACAAAAGGGGCCGGUUGGAGAGGCAUUUUCGGUACACUCAGAGAAUGAGGCUGCUGGGAGAUGGAGGGAAGCUAUGGAAAAAGCAGCGAAUCUGGAAGGAUGGGAGUUGACCAAAACUGCUGACGGGCAUGAAGUUCAAUUCAUCGAGAAAAUUAUUCACAACAUUUCACAAAAGCCAUAUUUCGCCAAUUUCAGUGUUAAUAAAAACUUAGUGGGCAUGACGACUCGGGUGGAGAAAUUACUUUUAAGUUUACAGGUUGGCUUUGAUGACAUUCGGAUGUUAGGAAUCACCGGUCUGGGUGGUGUGGGGAAGACAACUUUGGCAAGUGUAGUUUUUAAUCGGAUAGCCAAUCAGUUUGAUGGUAAAAGCUUUGUUGAGAAUGUUCGAGAACGCUCAAAAGAUCCUAAGGGUUUGCAUGAUAUGCAACAACAGGUCCUUACUUCUGUGUUCGGCGAUCGAAGCAUUGCUGUGCCAAGUGAUUUUGAGGGGCGUAAUAUGAUGAAAAGGAGGAUGCCUAAUAUCAAAGUUCUUGUAGUUCUAGAUGAUGUGAAUGAUGUAAAGCAACUUGAGGCAUUAGCAGAACCAAGUUGGUUUAGGCCAGGAAGUAGAAUCAUCAUUACAUCAAGAGAUAGGCAAGUAUUGGUUGCCCAUGGAGUUCAGAGUCACAAUAUUCAUGAUGUUAGUACGUUAUCGGAUGCGGAUGCAAUUCAUCUCCUUAGUAGGUAUGCUUUUAAAACAGAGAGUCCAGCUCACGGUUAUGAAGAGCUAUCUAAAAAGGUUGUAAGCUAUGCUGCUGGUCUUCCCUUAACCAUCAAAACUUUAAGUUCGUAUCUUUGUGAUUGUCCAACGAAUGUAUGGGAAGAUGCCAUCAAAAGACUAGAAACGAUUCCAUGGGGUGAUACCUUGAAUAAAUUGAAAAUAAGCUUUGAUUUUCUAGAGGAGGAUCAGAAAGAGAUAUUCCUAUAUGUUACUUGCCUAUUGAAAGGGCAGGUGAAGAAGAGAGCUAUCAGAAUACUAGAAAGUUUAGGAUUUCGUGCUGAAUUUGGUUUAGGGAUUCUCGAGCAGCAAUCCUUAAUUACUCUUUGUGAUGGUUAUGAUCGUUAUGAUUAUGGUAGUAAGGUGUUGGACAUGCAUGAUCAUAUAGAAGAAAUGGGAAUGCAUAUUGUUCGUAGUAUGCAUCCUGAUAAGCCUCAGCAACGUAAGCUACUAUGGAUUAGAGAUGAAAUUGAAGAUAUAGUGAAAAAUGACAUGGGUACCGAAGUAAUAAGAGGUAUAAAAUUGUCUUAUUCGAGACUCCCUCCAGCUAAAGUUUUGCAUAGUCUUAGAAAGAUGAGUGGACUAUGUUUCCUUCGCGUAGAGUGGUCAAGUUAUGAAACAUCUCGAUCUAAUUAUAGCAGGCGGGUAUAUGAAUAUUUUACUUCCAAAUACCACCUUCCAAACAGUUUACAAUUUCUACAUUGGGAAGGAUACCCUUAUAGGUAUUUACCUAAAACAUUUCUAGGAGAUAAGCUUGUUGGGAUGGAAAUGCCCAAUAGCUCUAUCCGUCAACUCUGGAAAGGGGGAGAAAAAAAGGUUCUUCCCAAACUCAGGCUCCUUGACCUUCGUUUUUCUAAAUUAGAAACCUUAGAUUCUGGUGGGAUGCUUCCAAAUCUUGAAGAAUUGGUUCUUCGUGAAUGUAAAAAGUUGGUAGAAGUCAACAUUUCUGAUGAAUGUUCGCAUCUCAAGAAGCUAGACCUAUACGGAUGUAAAGCCUUAGAAAAACUCACCAUUUCCAAAGAAUGUCUUUCACGUCUGAAGUCCCUCAACCUUUACGAUACUAAGUUACAUAGCUUGAACCUUGGGCUGACCCCUAAUCUGGAGGUGUUAUCAGUUGAAUUUUGUGAAGACUUGGAGGAACUCGUCAUGCCUGUUGAAUGUCCAAUGCUCACUAAACUCUCCCUCUUUCGUAUCAAUAAGUUACGUAGCUUCAACCUUGGGCUGACCCCUAAUCUGGAGGCGUUAUCAGUUAUGAAUUGUGAAGACUUGGAGGAACUCGUCAUGCCUGUUGAAUAUCCAAUGCUCAGAGAGCUCUCCCUCAUUGGUAUUUAUAAGUUACGUAGCUUCAACCUUGGGCUGACCCCUAAUCUGGAAGUGUUAUCACUGAGUAGCUGUCAAAAAAUCUUUGUGCCUGUAGAACUUCCAAGGCUUAGAGACCUCUCCGUCGUUUCCAAUCAUAAUCAGGUUGAACAUUAUUAUGGGCAGUUUUCAUAUCUACUGGAGAAGUUUAAGAAUACCCUGGAGAAGUUGUGUUUGUCGUUUCCAAACAUGAAUCGUCUUCCUGUACAUGAUAGCAUUUAUAUGUUGAAGCAUCAUCUCAGAGUACUUGACCUUGGAUUUUGUAGGGGCCUAGAGAAGUUACCCGAGGAUCUGGAUAGAUUGGAGUGUUUAGAGGAGUUACUCCUAAUGGGUUGUAAAUCUUUACGGAGUAUUCCUGAAUGCAUCUGUAACAUGACUCGUUUGAAAAGAUUGGAUCUCUCCUGGUGCUUUAAGCUUGAGAAACUGCCUGAUGAGUUUAGACGUUUACAAAGUUUGGAACUGUUAAAAGUCAUGGGGAUAGAUGAUAGGUUAAAGAAUCUUCCAGAGAGCAUUUCACAAUUGAAACAUCUUAAGGUCAAGAGAUAG